AUGUCGCUGAUAAACAUCAUGGAGUCGGCGCCCGUGCGCGGCUUGCAUUCCCUCCGCAGCCUGGUGCAGUCGCCUCUCUUCUCCGGCCCUCUGCUCGCCGCCCUUCACUACGCCCCCGACCACCUCAGGCAGCAGCUCGCCAGCCUCCUCCCCUCGCCCUUGAGCCUCGACGCCGCCGAAAAAUGCCUCCAGGUCCUGCUCGGCCUGGGCGUCCUCAAGCUCGUCAACCAGGGGCUCAGCUCCAUGGCCGCCAACGCCUGGCGCAUCGGCCCCUCGCCCGGCUGGGACUGGCCCGGCGAGAUCGCCCUCGUCACCGGAGGGUGCAGCGGCAUAGGCUACUGCGUCGUCAACCGCCUCGUCGCCCGCAAAGUCAGGGUCGUCGUCCUCGACAUCCAGGACCCCCCCGCCGACUUUGCCUCCAGCCCGCUCGUCCGCUUCUACCGAUGCGACAUCACCAGCCCUGACGCCGUGGCCAAGGUCGCCGACGCCGUCCGCAGCGAGGUGGGCCAUCCCUCCAUCCUCAUCAACAACGCCGGCAUCACCCGUCCCAUGCCCAUCCUCGAGAUGCCCCACGACUUUCUGCAGAAAAUCUUUGCCGUCAACUGCAUGUCGCACUGGACCCUGGUCCAGCAAUUCCUCCCGCACAUGGUCAAGGUCAACAAGGGCCACAUCGUGACCGUGGCCAGCAUCGCUUCCUUUGUGGCCCUGCCCCGGGGGGCCGACUACUCGGCUACCAAGGCUGCCGCGCUUUCCUUCCACGAGUCCCUGACGAUUGAGCUGCAGCACAUUUACAAGGCCGACAACGUCUUGACGUCGGUCGUGCACCCCAACUUUGUGAGGACGCCGCUCAUACAGGACUUUGGUCAGCAGCUCGAGGCGGGCGGUGUCAGGAUGCUGACCCCGGAUGGUGUGGCCGGCGCUAUUACCGAUCAAAUCUUCCGCAAGAAGGGUGCCCAAAUCAUUAUCCCCCAGCACCAGGCUGCCAUUUCUGGAAUCAGGGGCUGGCCCACAUGGUUGCAGAUGUUUCUCCGCAACCAGCUCGGUUUACAAUCUCUAAACCUGAACAGUUGA
Messenger RNA from Ustilaginoidea virens, 1071 nucleotides. RefSeq lists its product as uncharacterized. NCBI's taxonomy places the organism in Eukaryota, Fungi, Ascomycota, Sordariomycetes, Hypocreales, Clavicipitaceae. Gene Ontology annotation, molecular function: oxidoreductase activity, acting on the CH-OH group of donors, NAD or NADP as acceptor. The record is from RefSeq and is a predicted model, not a curated record. The transcript has a single exon. Bases 1 to 1071 code for a protein of 356 amino acids.